Parascedosporium putredinis is the source of this 1464-nucleotide messenger RNA. Lineage: Eukaryota; Fungi; Ascomycota; Sordariomycetes; Microascales; Microascaceae. The record is from the annotation of a GenBank genome assembly.
AUGAAGCAAGUCGGCUGGUUUAGCAAGCCGUUCCUCACCUCCCUUCUGCUGGGAAUCGGAGGUUUCCUCUAUGGAUUCGGGACCCAAAGCCAGACGCUGACCGGGGACGUUUCCUCUUCUAGCGACUCCGGCAUCAUCACCCCCAGCUUGGCCCUCAAGUCCUUCCUGGGCUAUUUCGGCAGCCCCGACCCGCCCAUGCGAGGCGCCAUCGUGUCCAUCUACCAGGCAGGAGCCUGGCUUGGUAGCGCUUGUGUCGGUUAUACCAGUGACAAGUUUGGUCGCCGCAAGGCCAUUGCUUUCGGAUGUAUCUGGGGAGCCAUUGGCGGUGCGCUGAUGGCUGGCGCUGCUCACGUCGCUAUGCUUAUUAUCGGUCGUCUUCUCGUCGGAUUCGCUGUCGGAACUAUCACUGGUGUCGCCCCCGUCUUUGGCGCCGAGAUUGCCAGGACUGAGGAGCGUGGUCGAAUCACUGCCGUGAACCAGAUGAUGGUCGCCUGGGGCUUCUUCGUCGCCCUAUGGACCGGCGUCGGCGAAGGCAAAUGGCAAAACGCGAACCAGUGGCGCCUCGGCUUCGCCAUCCAAGCCAUCCCCGCCAUCAUCCUCGGCUCCUCCGUCCUCUUCAUCGCCGAGUCCCCCGCUGGCUCCUCCUCAAGGGCCGCCACGAGGAGGCGGAGAAGGCGUUCCGCAACUACCACUACACGGGCGACAACGACGAGUGCACAGCCUCUCGUGGGCCGCCCUCCUCAAGACGCCCCCUUCCGCAAGCGGCUCUUCGUCGGCUCCUUUGUCUGGGCCGCCGCCAUGUUGUCGGGUAUCUCGUUCGUGCAGUACUACCAGACCGCCAUCUACGCCACCCUCCAGUACGACCAGGACAGGCAGCUCCUCGUCAGCGGCCUCUACGGCUCCGUCGCCCCCGUGGCCUGCUUGAUCUCGCUCUUCUUCGUCGACAAGGUCGGGCGCAAGAAGAUCCUCGUGACGAGCUCCGGCCUGCUCUUCAUCAGCUACACCAUCAUCACCAUCCUCGCCGCCGUCUUCCCCGCCAAGCCCGGCUUCCCCACCAACGAGGCGGCGCAGCGCGGUCUCAUUGCGUGCAUCUUUGCCGUGUCGGCCAACUACUCGGCUCUCUUGGGUCCCAUGACCUGGAUCGUCCCUCCCGAGGUCUUCACCACCGAGCUUAGGGCCAAGGCCAACGCCAUUGUCCAGGUCAUCCACUACUCCAUCUCGCUGAUCAUCACCCAGUGUUCGCCCAUUGCCCUCGCCGCUGUCGGCUGGAAGUACUAUAUUCUCUUCAUCCUCACCAACUUCCUCUGCACCCUCGUCUUCGCCUUCUACUACCCCGAGACCAAGGGCAAGUCCCUCGAAGAGAUUGCCGAGAUCUUUGGCGACGUCCAAGUCAUCCGCGAGGCCGAUGUCCAGGGCGAGAAGGCCAACUUCAAGGUUGUCGAGAACGCCGUCAAGGAGGAUUAA